AUGGCCGCGGGAAGCGUCCGCGAGGAGAAGCCUCGCAAGAAGAAGUUUGCCUUCGUCACGGUCGGCGCCAGCGCCAGCUUCAAGCCGCUUAUCGAGGAGAUUAUUUCAGAACCUUUUAUCGCCAAGCUCAAGUCACUCCACUUCUCUCACCUCGUGGUACAAUGCGGGCCUGAUUACGAUUACUUUGAGUCCGCCAAGCCCCGCGACUCCGACGGUCUGAAAAUUGAGGGCUUCGCGUAUGACAAGGAUCUGCAGCGUUGGAUGAGCUUUGCUGCCGAGUGUGGUCCGGAUGGAGAUAAUGAGUGCGAGAAAGGCCUCAUUAUUACUCAUGCUGGCUCUGGAAGCAUCCUCGAUGCACUCGACUUCAACACGAACAUAAUUGCAGUGCCUAACACUUCGCUCAUGGACAACCAUCAAGUAGAGAUCGCCGAGGAGAUGGAGGCGCAAGGCUUCUUAAUCCAGGGCAAGAUCGGCUCUCUAGCCGAUCUUGUCACCGAAGAUAUCCUCAACGCCCCUCGGAAGCAGUGGCCUCCCGAGCCCGAUCCACGCUCGACUUACCCAGGUGGCCUCUGGGAGGUCAUCGACAGCUUGAUGCCUACGCGUGAACUCCGCGACUCUUGGUGGUUUUAA
Messenger RNA from Hypoxylon trugodes, 630 nucleotides. Its product is annotated as glycosyltransferase family 1 protein. The coding region runs from base 1 to 630 and encodes 209 amino acids. NCBI's taxonomy places the organism in Eukaryota, Fungi, Ascomycota, Sordariomycetes, Xylariales, Hypoxylaceae. Gene Ontology annotation, cellular component: UDP-N-acetylglucosamine transferase complex; extrinsic component of endoplasmic reticulum membrane. Gene Ontology annotation, molecular function: hexosyltransferase activity. The transcript has 3 exons. Gene Ontology annotation, biological process: dolichol-linked oligosaccharide biosynthetic process. The record is from RefSeq and is a predicted model, not a curated record.